AUGGCUUCUUCACCUUCACUUCGAUAUCUCAAUUUUAGCAACAACAAUUUCAUUGGUCCAAUUCCAAACUGUUCAGUUUCACUUGAAUCAUUGGAUCUUUCAAACAAUAUGAUUUCGGAGGAAAUUUCAGCGGAAAUUGGACUCUGUUGGAGUCUGAAAACACUUGAUCUUAGUGGCAAUUAUUUGGUUGGGAAAAUCCCAACCUCUAUAUCAAAUAUCAGCAGUUCGCAGUUCUUGACUCUGGCUUCAAACGACUUAAGUGGUCAAAUUCCAAGUGAAAUAGGCCGAUUGAAGAGCUUGAAUUGGAUUUACAUUGACCGUAAUCAUUUUUCCGGAAAAAUCCCAGAAGAAGUAGGCAACUUAGUUUCUCUUAAUCACCUUGAUCUUGCGUGGAACAAUCUCAGUGGUCAAAUCCCAUCCUCACUUGGGAACCUGCGACCUUCAUUACCUCUACCUGUGGGGAAACAAGCUUACAGCGAAAAUCAUCUAUCUGGGGAGUUCCCACAACUCAUAAUUGAGUUGCAGAACUUGAAGCUUCUUCAGCUUAUGCUCAACAGCUUCACUGAUAAAAUUCCAAACGCUGUAGCAUCUUUGCCUCGUCUUCAAGUCCUUCAACUUUGGUCCAACCAACUAUCUGUUGAAAUCCCAAAUUAUCUUGGAACACAAAGUGAUCUCAUGAUUUUAGACCUUUCAAUGAACAACGUGAGUGGAAAAAUACCCGAUGAACUUUGCCAUUCAGGCCAUCUAGUUACACUGGGUCUUUUCUCAAAUUCUCUUCAAGGGCAAAUGCCGAUGAGUCUAAAUACUUGCAAGAGUUUAGAGGAUAUUCACCUUUGGCAGAACCGUUUAGGAAACGAUGAAGGAAUUGUAGAAUUGGACAUGUUUUUAAACCUUCCAAAUCUUAGAUUCCUUGAUCUUUCAUAUAAUGGUGUAUCAAUUCCCAAGUGGAUGCUGAACAAAGGGCUGGAUACUUUGAGCUAUUUGAAUCUUUCUCACGACUUCCAAACACACAUAGAGCGACUUCCGUGGAAAAAUAUGAAAACACUGGAUCUUCAUUCAAACUUCAUUCAGGGUGCUCUCCCACUUCCACCCUUAACUGUCUCAUUCUUUUCCAUUUCAAACAACAGUCUGAUUGGAGAGCUUUCUUCUUUGAUUUGUAAUCGAACUUCCGUUGAAAUUCUCGACUUGUCUUAUAACAACUUGAAUGGAACAAUUCCACCAUGUUUGGGGAACUUCAGCAAACGUUUGUCAGUGUUGGAUCUACGAAUGAAUCGGUUUCAAGGAACCAUCCCUGACACAUUUGAUAAGAAAUGCGGGUUGAACAAUAUUAACUUCAAUGGCAAUGAAUUGGAAGGGUCAAUACCAUCAUCUCUGGUUCAUUGUAGAAACAUGCAAGUGUUGGAUCUUGGUAACAACAAGAUUAAAGAUACAUUCCCUCGCUGGCUAGAAACACUGCCUGAAUUGCAAGUUCUUGUUUUGCGGUCCAACAAAUUGCACUGUUUCUUACCAAGUCCUACGACAAAUCAUUCUUUACCCGAGUUAAGAACUUUAGACUUUGCUAACAAUGACUUGGCCGGGCCUUUACCAAAAGGGUACGUUGAGAACAUGAAGGGCAUGUGGAAUCUCGAUGAACAAGGAACUUCUUCAUAUAUGGGAACAAGAAAUUUCUCUUACCAUUAUUCUGUGAGUUUGACCAUCAAAGGAUUUGAGAUUAAACUUGAGAAAAUCUUGACAAUAUUCGCAAGUAUUGAUCUCUGA
Gossypium arboreum is the source of this 1758-nucleotide messenger RNA. RefSeq names its product receptor-like protein 41. The record is from RefSeq and is a predicted model, not a curated record. Bases 1 to 1758 code for a protein of 585 amino acids. The transcript has 3 exons. NCBI's taxonomy places the organism in Eukaryota, Viridiplantae, Streptophyta, Magnoliopsida, Malvales, Malvaceae. Gene Ontology annotation, molecular function: protein binding.